This is a messenger RNA of Symphalangus syndactylus (siamang), 2012 nucleotides long. RefSeq names its product family with sequence similarity 149 member B1 (gene FAM149B1). Gene Ontology annotation, biological process: protein localization to cilium; cilium assembly. Lineage: Eukaryota; Metazoa; Chordata; Mammalia; Primates; Hylobatidae. The record is from RefSeq and is a predicted model, not a curated record.
GGGCCGGAGCCGGAGGGAGGGCCAGGCCCGGAGGCCCCCACCCUGGCGUGCCCGCCCCGGCCGCGGCUGAGGAGGAGGAGGAGGAGGAUGAUCUCCAGAUACACUCGGAAGGCGGUGCCACAGAGCUUGGAGCUGAAAGGAAUAACAAAACAUGCUCUUAACCAUCAUCCCCCUCCCGAGAAGCUGGAGGAAAUUUCCCCCACCAGUGACAGUCAUGAGAAAGACACAAGUUCCCAAAGCAAGUCUGACAUCACAAGAGAAUCAUCUUUUACAUCAGCCGACACUGGGAAUUCACUGUCUGCUUUUCCAAGUUAUACAGGCGCAGGGAGAUCUACUGAAGGAAGCUUGGACUUCUGGGGAUAUGGUGAACUCGAUCAAAAUGCCACUGAAAAAGUCCAGGCAAUGUUCACAGCCAUUGAUGAACUCUUGUAUGAGCAGAAGUUGAGUGUGCAUACCAAGAGUCUACAAGAAGAGUGCCAACAGUGGACAGCUAGCUUUCCUCACCUCAGGAUUCUAGGUAGGCAGAUAAUCACUCCAAGUGAAGGUUAUAGAUUGUAUCCUAGAUCCCCUUCUGCUGUUUCUGCUUCAUAUGAAACAACCUUGUUUCAAGAAAGAGAUUCUACUAUAUUUGGUAUAAGGGGAAAUAAGUUACAUUUUUCAUCUUCUUAUGCUCAUAAAGCAUCUUUCAUUGCCAAAUCCUCCAGCUUUUGUUCUAUGGAAAGAGAUGAGGAAGACUCUAUAAUUGUCUCAGAAGGAAUAAUUGAAGAAUACCUAGCAUUCGAUCACACAGAUAUGGAAGAGGGAUUUCGUGGGAAGAAAUCAGAAGCAGCUACAGAGAAACAGAAAUUAGGGUAUCCUCCCAUUGCUCCAUUUUACUGCAUGAAAGAAGAUGUCCUUGCUUAUGUGUUUGACAAUGUAUGGAGCAAGGUUGUGAGCUGUAUGGAGCAGUUGACACGUAGUCACUGGGAAGGAUUUGCCUCUGAUGAUGAGAGUAAUGUUGCAGUUACCAGACCAGAUUCAGAAAGUUCCUGUGUGCUGAGUGAACCACAUCCUUUGGUGUUACCACGAGUGCCACAGUCUAAGGUGCUGUCCAUUACGUCAAAUCCGAUGAGUCUCUGUCAAGCAAGCAGUCAUCAGCCAAAUGUAAAUGGUCUCUUGGUUCAUGGGAUGCCUCUACAGCCAAGAAAUCGCUCCCUAAUGGACAAGCUCCUAGAUCUUGAUGACAAGCUACUUAUGAUGCCUGGGUCCAAUACCAUCCUUUCAACUCGAAAUUGGCCAAAUCGAGCUGUGGAGUUUAGUACAUCAUCUCUGUCAUACACAGUGCAGUCCACCAGGAGACGCAAUCCACCGCCACGAACCCUUCAUCCGAUCAGCACGAGCCAUUCACGUGCUAGAACACCAAGACCUGUGGAAGAAAUCCUCAGAGGAGCCCGAGUCCCACUGGCAGCCGACUCGCUCUCCUCUCCCUCACCGAUGCCCCUGAGUCGACAUUAUCUGCUACCACCUAUUGGCACAGCUGAAGUGGAACAUGUGAGCACUGUGGGGUCACAAGGACAGAUGAAACCCCACGGCGACUCUAGUCGAGCUCAAAGUGCGGUGGUGGAUGAACCUAACUAUCAGCAGCCACAAGAAAGGCUCCUUUUGCCCGGCUUUUUCCCCUGGCCCAACACAACUCAAUCAUUUUUGCUGGAUACACAGUAUCGUCACUCAUGUGCAGUUGAGUAUCCUCAUCAGGCCCGACCUGGUAGGGGAUCUGCAGGUCCUCAGUUACAUGGGUCUACAAAAUCUCAAAGUAGAGGCGGACCAGUCUCUCGAACCAGGCAGGGACCAUAAGGCAAAUGAGAAGACCUAUCAGGCUGCAGGAAACACGAGAUUUCAUGAAGCAGUAUUCAGUCAUUAAGUGAUGCAGAGCUUGUAUAGAAGAUCGACUAGAAGAUCGACUAGAAACCAUCUUCAUGAAGAGUGAUUUUGGCACAAGUGACUGAAAAAUAAAACACUAUAGCGGCCAAAAA